This is a messenger RNA of Anisakis simplex (herring worm), 126 nucleotides long. NCBI's taxonomy places the organism in Eukaryota, Metazoa, Nematoda, Chromadorea, Rhabditida, Anisakidae. The record is from the annotation of a GenBank genome assembly.
UUGUCAUUUAAAAGAAAAUCUAGAAAUCGUUUGGGUGCAGAGGCUGACGUGCGGAUUGCUAUCAACAACGAAGUGCCUCGCUUCGAAAAACUCUACGACAGUAAACAUGAACAAAAGAGUAACUGA